Molecule: messenger RNA, 495 nt
Organism: Owenia fusiformis
Lineage: Eukaryota; Metazoa; Annelida; Polychaeta; Sabellida; Oweniidae
Source: the annotation of a GenBank genome assembly
AAGAGCUUGAAGAAAGUAGAAAAUAUAAGACAGAGUUUGCGGGAGAGGAUGGUGUUUCAUUGGUCAUUACUGAGGCAACCAUAGACGAUGGUGGUACAUAUCUCGUGAGAGCUGACAAUCGUAAAGGCUCCGUCACCAGCACAACAAAACUCAUUGUACACUCUAUUGACGAUGUUGGACUCUCAACAAAAGAUGACACAGAAGAAACACUUUCAAAGAAACCAAGACGCCAGCGACAAACGGGCAAAGACCAAACAGAUAAUAAAAACACUAUCAAAUUAACAAAACCAGAAUUCUUGCUUCGCCUUCGUAAUAAGACCGCUAAGGUUGAUGAUGUUGCCAAAUUAAGUGUUAAAGUAGAGGGAGAUCCAGUUCCUAGUAUUACUUGGUAUAAAGAUGAUGAAGAGAUCACUCAGGAGAGUGGAGAUGGAAAGUAUGAGAUAUUCAAUGAAGGCAACAUUUAUAACCUUGAAGUGUAUGACACGGAUAUAGGAG